CCAGUCGUGUCGGACAAACUGGAACGAAACGACGAGCCUGUGGCAUCGUCGGUGUUCAUUUUACACGUCGGUCAGUUUACAAACCGCUCUCGACAACUUUCGAGCGGCAAUCGAGAUAUCGAACCGAAGAUAUGCCGCUAUCGCAAAUAUUCCACCGAUAACUGACCUCGUCGACCAACGGACAUCUUCACCGAUGUUGAACUUUCGACGAUCUGACGUCGAUUGAUUGGAUCAACGAAACUGUUUAGACUCGCAGUCAAACUCCGGCUGGCAAAAAUAACGGUUGUCAUACAGGAAGACAAAAUGUGGUCCGUUCUGCUAAUUUUGGCAAUAACCGGCGCUAUGGGAGAGGUGGUCAAUCGUCACGUGGACAACAGCACAGACGUAAAAUUUGGUUUCGAAGUCGAUUAUACGAACAAUCAAUUUUUACUCGAUGGAAAACCGUUCCGAUACGUUUCUGGUAGUUUUCACUACUUCCGGACGCCGAGGCAAUAUUGGAGAGAUCGUUUAAGGAAAAUGAGAGCUGCUGGUUUGAAUGCCGUGUCGACUUACGUUGAAUGGAGUCUUCAUCAACCGGAGGAGGACCAAUGGGAGUGGACAGGUGAUGCGGAUUUAAAGAAAUUUAUCGAGAUUGCUCAUGAAGAAGAUUUACUGGUUCUUUUGAGACCGGGUCCUUAUAUUUGUGCGGAAAGAGAUUUUGGAGGUCUUCCGUAUUGGUUAUUGCCACGUGUACCGGUCGACGGACUACGUACAAACAAUGAACAAUACAUGCAAUACGUGGAAGUGUAUCUGAACGAAGUACUAGAACGCGUUAAACCGUAUCUCAGAGGAAAUGGGGGUCCCAUAAUAAUGGUUCAGGUAGAAAACGAGUACGGAAGCUACGGUUGCAGCAUGGAAUACAAGACUCAUCUGCGGGAUAUAAUAAGUGCAAAAGUUGGAACAAAGGCUUUGUUGUACACAACCGAUGGUACGGAGGAUACUAUGCUUCGUUGUGGAUCUAUACCAAAUGUUUAUACCACCAUCGACUUCGGAGCUAAUAGCAAUGUGAGGAAAAAUUUUGAAAUGCUCCGCACUCAUCAGCCACGUGGACCGUUGGUGAAUUCCGAAUUUUACCCCGGUUGGCUGUCUCACUGGCAAGAACCAUUUCAAAGGGUAAAAACCGGAGUAGUCACCAAAAGCUUAGACGAAAUAUUGUCUAUGGGUGCAUCAGUCAACAUAUACAUGUUUUAUGGCGGUACAAAUUUCGCUUACACCUCUGGUGCUAAUGGCGAUAGAAACAUGUACAAUCCACAAUUAACUUCCUACGAUUAUGAUGCUCCAUUAACGGAAGCAGGUGAUCCGACGACAAAGUAUUUUGAAAUUAGAAACGUCAUCUCUAAGUAUUUGCCGCUGCCAAAUACAUCAAUUCCAUCAGUAUCCCCCAAAGGAGAUUACGGUUCCGUUCUCCUUUCUCCAGUAGUGAAAUUAUUAGAACCCUUGGGUGAAGGAUUGUUUUCAACCGUAGCAGUGGAAGCACCAGAGCCGUUGACAUUCGAAACAGUUGGACUACCUCAUUAUCUAAUGAUCUACGAAACCACUUUACCGUCUACUAUUUCGGAUCCUGCGAUCCUGAGUGCUAUAGUUCGAGACAGAGCGUUGGUCUACGUUGAUAAUUAUCUGUUUGGAAUCUUAAGUCGUACCAGUGAAAUACACAGCUUGAACAUAAACCCUUAUGGACGGAAACUGAAGCUACUGGUUGAAAAUCAAGGCCGUUUGAAUUUUGGACAUGGGCUUUACGAUUAUAAGGGAAUCUCGAACGUAACUUUUGGAGACGCUACGCUUGGACCCUGGAGAAUGGUUGGAUAUCAAUUAGACGACAUGAGUGGGGUUAGCGAUCUCGAAACGAUCACGAUAGAAAAUGGAUUUCUUCGUAACGGUCCAGUAGUUCUUCGUGGAAAUUUCUCUGUCUCCGGUGAACCGAUGGACACGUACUUGAACACAUUCGGUUGGGGCAAAGGGGUGGCUUUCGUGAACGGGCACAACUUAGGUCGAUACUGGCCGGUGUCUGGGCCUCAAGUGACCUUGUACGUUCCUGCACCGUUUUUGAAAACGGGUGAAAAUGAAUUGAUAGUGUUGGAACUUGAAUACGUACCGAACACGAGGAAAAUGAAGUUACAACCUCAACCGAUCCUCGAUUAUAAACCAAUACUCGAGCAAUGAGAACGUUUAAUUGUUCCUUUUGUUACAGAAAUCUAUUUUCUACGUGUACUUUUUAAGAAAAAUAAAGUAUGAGUUAUUCCAUUCCAAA
Megachile rotundata (alfalfa leafcutting bee) is the source of this 2287-nucleotide messenger RNA. RefSeq names its product beta-galactosidase. NCBI's taxonomy places the organism in Eukaryota, Metazoa, Arthropoda, Insecta, Hymenoptera, Megachilidae. The record is from RefSeq and is a predicted model, not a curated record. Gene Ontology annotation, biological process: carbohydrate metabolic process. Gene Ontology annotation, molecular function: beta-galactosidase activity.